Messenger RNA from Ruditapes philippinarum (Manila clam), 1296 nucleotides. RefSeq lists its product as uncharacterized. The record is from RefSeq and is a predicted model, not a curated record. NCBI's taxonomy places the organism in Eukaryota, Metazoa, Mollusca, Bivalvia, Venerida, Veneridae. The transcript has 7 exons. The coding region runs from base 173 to 1024 and encodes 283 amino acids.
UAUUAACAAAUAUUCACUUUCACAGAUGUUACAACAAAUGAAACGCAUGUUAACUAUCUAGUCAUAAUUUCAUCGAAUAUAUAAACACACAUACACGCUUUGAUUAUUAAUCGAGGAUAUUUUAAUCAAACCAAAACUUCAACAUAAUUUGACGAGUCAUAUAAAAUCAACAAUGCAGGCAGUGACUCUACCAUCCAUGGUUUUUAUCGUCCUUGUAAUUUGGUGCAUAGUAACUGAACCGAACAACGCACGUGCGAAUGGUUUGAAUAUAGCAAUGGCGAAAAAAUCAUCAAGAGUGAAUGUGGCUGCUAGAGCUGGCCCAUCUACAAUGCCUCCAAAAUCUAGCAAGUCAAGCAAAUCUACAUAUGUAUCAAGUAAAUCUGCAGUAAAAUCCAGUAAAGCUAUUAAGGAUACAGGGCCAAAAGAGACCACAGUUUUCCGUGUUCAGACGGGUAAUGGAGUGAAUACUGCUACCGCAUGGAAGUUUGGGGGCGAAGGGACGACAAAUAAUGCCAGUUGUAUAUCCUGUACAGAGUCCGGCUGCUCGGAGCACUACAGGAGUGAUCUUCUAGACCAAUGGGAAACACUAGGCAUUUCUAGGGUGCGAUACUCGAUAUAUAAAGAUUGCACAGAAGUGAAGUACGUUUUGUUCAAUGGUACAAACAGUAACUACACCAACUGGUUUUCCCUAGACAGAGUUAUCAACAGUAGUUACACGGACAUCGUUAGUUAUUACACAUCUCUAACUCCACAGGAGGCACUAGUGGUAUUUGCAUUAGCGCUUAUCCGGCCACCGAUUUUCAAUUUUGCUGCCUUCGCUAUUCUUGAUGGAGGUUGCGGGCAGUUUGCCCACUUUCUUACAAUAGAACCAUAUGACGACUAUAAUUGCCCUUUCCAAAUCGCAAGAGACUAUCCUUAUAUUUGGUACAAUACUGGAACUACUGCUGCCAUGGCAGAACAUCUACUGGCUCCUCUGGAUGUGUUUGACUUUGCUGACACAGCAAUCGUAACAAUCGAGUAUUAGAACUAGUGAUGCAUGGCCUUGAUAAAUAUUAUACAGUAUAUCAUUACAUACAUGUGACAUUUUAACAGCAGCACAAACACACUUAUCAUGGCAGGGUUUUGGUGGUAACUAUGGUCACAGUAGUUCGACAUAGAUACGCUAUACUGCCGAUCACCGAAACCGGACAUGCGCAGUGCAUUGGAUACAGCCAAACAAUAGUUACACCCGAACCUUGCCUAAUGCAAUAUAGAGCUGCAAAAUGUAUCUGAAUAUUUAUUAAAGCAUAUCUUAAA